Messenger RNA from Polyodon spathula (Mississippi paddlefish), 3257 nucleotides. Its product is annotated as pyridoxal kinase-like. Gene Ontology annotation, biological process: pyridoxal 5'-phosphate salvage. Gene Ontology annotation, molecular function: pyridoxal kinase activity. The coding region runs from base 196 to 1116 and encodes 306 amino acids. Lineage: Eukaryota; Metazoa; Chordata; Actinopteri; Acipenseriformes; Polyodontidae. Gene Ontology annotation, cellular component: cytosol. The record is from RefSeq and is a predicted model, not a curated record. The transcript has 11 exons.
GUGUCCGCCUUAAUUGCCUGAAGAAUUUUUGUCGGUCUGGUCAAUGUGUGUUUCUGUGUUGCAUGUCCUUCAGUCCUGCCACAGUAUUUUUUAUACUACUCCUCUCAAACAUAUUAACUGAAAUAGGACCAGAAGCUAAUACCAAGCUUAACAUAUUGCUUAUUUUGUAUUCGUCUUUUUAAAACUACGCACAACAUGGAAUGCAGGGUGCUGUCAAUUCAGAGUCAUGUUGUCAGAGGAUAUGUCGGUAACAAAUCCGCGUCUUUUCCAUUACAGGUUCUGGGAUUUGAAGUGGACUCUGUUAACUCGGUGCAAUUUUCCAACCAUACAGGUUAUGCACACUGGAAAGGGCAGGUUUUGACAGCGGAUGAGCUCCAUGUUCUCUAUCAGGGUCUUAAACUUAACAAUGUGAACCAGUACGACUAUGUAUUAACAGGUUACACAAGAGAUACAUCAUUCCUAGAAAUGGUUGUUGAUAUUGUCCAGGAGCUGAAGCGGCAAAACCCGAAUCUUGUUUACGUUUGUGAUCCAGUGUUGGGUGAUCAUGGCUCUAUGUACGUUCCAGAGAAUCUCCGUCCAGUUUACAAAGAGAAGGUUGUUCCAGUGGCAGAUAUCAUUACUCCAAACCAGUUUGAGGCUGAGUUACUCACCGGGAAGAAAAUCAGUAUAGAGAAAGAAGCACUCGAGGUAAUGGACUUGCUUCAUGAUAUGGGACCGGACACUGUGGUGAUCACCAGUUCGGACCUGCCAUCUUCUUUAGGAGAAAAAUACCUGAUUGCACUGGGAAGCCACAAGAAAAUUAAUGCUGAUGGAACUAAAGUGACACAGAGGAUCAGAAUGGACAUCCCCAAAGUGGACGCUGUCUUUGUUGGGACGGGGGAUUUGUUUGCUGCCAUGCUGCUGGCCUGGACACACUUUCAUCCCAAUGACUUGAAGAUGGCUUGUGAGAAAACUGUUUCUGUCAUGUAUCAUGUCUUAAAGAGGACAAUCUCAUGUGCCAAAGACAUGGCAGGAGCUGGGAAGAAGCCAAGCGCAGCUCAACUGGAACUGAGGAUGGUACAGAGCAAAAAGGACAUUGAGAACCCAGAGAUUGUAAUACAAGCUACUGUGUUAUAAGCAUCACGUCAACCCCAAUACUGCACAAUGUAUCGAUGUUGUAAAAUUUGACCUGUAAUGUGACAUUUGCCUUAGAUCUGUAACAAAGCACAACAUUUCCAUGAUUCAAACAGCAAGUUUAAAGGCAAGAAAAACUAUGGGCCAGUGCCAGAAGGAUGGCGGUUCGGUUCCCUUUUCUCAGGCAUCUUUACUGUUUAGAGUUGUAUUAACCUUUCUCCAGUCUCCCUUUUUACUUAAUAGGUGACCAAAACUAGGGUAUGUUAUCUUAGUUUGGAUUACCUAUAAUAAUUGUAAAAACAGGGAAGUAUUUUUGCUGAUUGAAUAAGCAAACAAAAAAGAAAGGCAGUAUAACUGGUCUCUGCCAGUCGAUGUGUAUACAAGUAACUUUCAUCCCCUUUCUGCAGCUACCCUGCCAGUCGAUGUGUAUACAGGUAACUCUCAUCCCCUUUCUGCAGCUACCCUGCCAGUCGAUGUGUAUACAUGUAACUCGCAUCCCCUUUCUGCAGCCACCCUGCCAGUCGAUGUGUAUACAGGUAACUUGCGUCCCCUUUCUGCAGCCACCCUGCCAGUCGAUGUGUAUACAGGUAACUCGCAUCCCCUUUCUGCAGCCACCCUGCCAGUCGAUGUGUAUACAGGUAACUCGCAUCCCCUUUCUGCAGCCACCCUGCCAGUCGAUGUGUAUACAGGUAACUUGAGUCCCCUUUCUGCAGCCACCCUGCCAGUCGAUGUGUAUACAAGUAACUUGAGUCCCCUUUCUGCAGCCACCCUGCCAGUCGAUGUGUAUACAGGUAACUCGCAUCCCCUUUCUGCAGCCACCCUGCCAGUCGAUGUGUAUACAGGUAACUUGGAGAGAUAUUAUGCUUAUCCAUGAACCGCCCCCCCCCUCCCCCAUUUGCCAGAAUUGACGAUAAUUUAGUUGCAUUCUAGUGACAUGCAAUGUAUUGAGAAAGGUGUAAGGGAUAUAUACAAAUGCUCCCAAUCUCCUAUUAGCCUAUAUAUCUAAUGGUGUAAAAUCAUACCAACGUGUAUGACUUGGCUUGUAGGAGUAAAAACUGACAUAAAGGUCUGUUUCCAGCAUUGGGUUAAAAAAAAAAAACAGUCCCUCCCUUCUGUAAUAUUUGUUAUGGCCAAGAAAAAAAAGAGGUUAAUGCAGCUCUGAAAUAUAUUCUUCAUACUGCUUUACAUGAACCAGUGUACUGUACUUGUAAGAGUGUGUUCCUGUUGAGAGUGGAUGGGGGUAUCUACUGUAGUUUGAUUUUAUCAAGGUUUAAAAAGAUAUCGUGUUCUUCAUAAAAAAACAUAUAUCCAAUUUGGACAAAGGACUGCUUCACAUGAAAGUAGACCAAAUAAUACUGAGAUUGCAAUACAGAAGACUUUCACAGCAUAUUUUACAAGACACAGGUGGUUUAAUAAGCCAAGUAAUCAAAGACAUCUUGCUUUUAAUCUCUUCAUGACAUUUAUUUUGUAAUAGUUGAUGUGCUUUAAUUUGAAUAAAAAUAGAACAUGCAAAGUAAUCUUACCUUAAAUCACUUCCAUUUAAGAGAUUAUUGAUUUACUUGAUACCAAUGAUACUAAUUUUAACUGUGAUUUUAUAUAAGAUAAUUCUUGUUGUUGUUUUUCAAUUCACACCCACCCCACAUCAAUUUAUGAGCCAGAGCUGUGCUGUAGGGAAUGGUUCUUUUUCAGUUGAAUCAAGUAAGAGGAAGCAGUGACAGACAGUGGAUAUAGGGAACCCACAGCGAGCAUCAACAUUACAUGAUAGUAAGGGUGAGUUUAAGAAACAGUACUGUAAAUGGAGAAAGCUGGUCAUAUAGAGAUUAAUCUUUUUAAUAAGUAUUACCAGUAAUCACAAGAUUAUAGAAAAAAAGCAGCAUUGCCUUUUGUUAAUUUAGUCUUGUACAGCUGAUAUCCCUCAACCCUCCCAUAUCUGUAACUGUCUGUUAACAUUUAAAUGGUAUCCCAUGUUUUGUUUUUUUUUCAAUGGAAGAAACGUAUUUGACUGUCUGGUAAAAGUUCUUAGUUGUUUUCAUUUUUUGAGUAAGAAUAUUUUAUAACAUGUUUCAAUGAAGAUUGUAUUGUACAAAUCAGCAUUUAUAUAAUAUGUAUGGUAUAAUGCAAUAAAAAAAAAAAAAAAAAGAUUA